This is a messenger RNA of Papilio xuthus (Asian swallowtail), 917 nucleotides long. Its product is annotated as androgen-dependent TFPI-regulating protein-like. Gene Ontology annotation, cellular component: membrane; endomembrane system. NCBI's taxonomy places the organism in Eukaryota, Metazoa, Arthropoda, Insecta, Lepidoptera, Papilionidae. Bases 161 to 886 code for a protein of 241 amino acids. The record is from RefSeq and is a predicted model, not a curated record. The transcript has 6 exons.
UGUACGUAAUAACUUCCUACAGAUUAAUACGUAUAACAAGUUGAGGCUUUAGAAUACAGCCUUAGUUGUAAGCGCACUUGGAACCAGAGAACGUGUGUAUUGGGGACUGAGCGACUGGGCGAAGCAGUUCUAAAUGUAAGGAAAACAUACUUCACAAAAAAUGACAUUAACAAAGAACUACGCCCCCUAUCGUCUGGUCGGGUACGCGUCCGCACUGGCUCUACAUGGCGGCAAUUCCUUGGUCAUGUUCUUGGCCCUCCAGGGUGAUAUUAUGAAGGAUCCACAAAUAAAAACAUUUGCAGAUUUACAAUGGGCAUAUAUCACUAUUUGGAAUGUAGUUUUUCAAUUAUUGUACCCGUGCUUAGGAAUUUUAUGUGAUUUACCAGCAAUAUUAGAAAUUAAGGAACACGUUCUCAUAAAACAAUUGAAAACAUAUAGAGAAAUUUUAUUCGCAAGUAUUAUAAUACCAGUUGGCAUUUUUAUAGCAUUCGUAUUCUGGCCGAUAUAUUUAUACGACAGAGAAUUAAUAUUCCCAGCUUUUAUAGAUAAAGUGUUUAGUCAAGGAUCAAAUCAUGUUAUGCACACAGCCAUAGCGUUAAUUCUAGCUUGGGAGUUCAUUUUCUUGCCAAAGUCCGCGCCAGAAUCGCACAAGAUCAAUCUUAUUCACACUUUCGGAUGUUACUUAUUAUAUUUAAUCGUAUUUUUCUCAACAUACUUCCGUAUUGGAGCAUGGCCGUACCCGUUUUUGAAGCUAGCGCAGGGGACAAUUUUCUUCCCAAUGAUAUUUAUUAGUGUCGGUGUGUUAGUAUAUCUAAUAUACCUAGCUCAAUGGCCUAUUAAUAAUUUAAUAUGGGGCACCAAAGAAAUUACCAAGAAAAUUAAUUAAAACGUCAAUAAACUUCGUUUACAAGUAAGAC